This is a messenger RNA of Patella vulgata (common limpet), 4040 nucleotides long. RefSeq names its product zinc finger protein 234. Gene Ontology annotation, biological process: regulation of transcription by RNA polymerase II. Bases 2052 to 3998 code for a protein of 648 amino acids. The record is from RefSeq and is a predicted model, not a curated record. The transcript is spliced from 3 exons. Gene Ontology annotation, molecular function: DNA-binding transcription activator activity, RNA polymerase II-specific; RNA polymerase II cis-regulatory region sequence-specific DNA binding. NCBI's taxonomy places the organism in Eukaryota, Metazoa, Mollusca, Gastropoda, Patellidae. Gene Ontology annotation, cellular component: nucleus.
AGGAAUUUGAGAGUCAGAGUAUCUCUUGGAACAGACAGUAGAUGUUUAAGUGUCCUACCUGUUGUGUAAAUUAUCCAUUACAUCCUAUUUUACUUGUCCAGAGGGUUCGAAAAUAUUUUUAAAUCCAAGUUUCAUUUGAAAAGGUUUACGUUAGACGUUUCAAACCAUUAUGUUGAAUUUUUCAAAAUUUUUAAAUAAGGUGUGUUAAGAUGAAAUUUGUAUCAUCAAUUAAUUGAAAUAUUCUAAAAUAGUACAAUUUGUUGACCAGAAUAAAGAUUGGGACAUAUUAUUCAGUUACAACAAGAGUGGUAUUGAGCCUAUUAGAAUAUUUUUGGCCCUGCGGAAUUUUAAAAGUCAUUCUAAAUAUUUUUACAAAGGAAAAAUAUACCCCCAAAAAACGAAUUGUCAUUUAUGCAUAUCUGCAGUCUCGUUUUGAUUUUUCCGUGAAUGGGAGCAGGUCGUUUCAUCCCAAUACCGGUUCAUCUCGGGCUGUUUCAUCCCAAAUUUACACGUGUCCUUUCAUCCAACUUAUAUUGGGUCGCUUCAUCCACAAAUUUAAAAAACAUGAAUUUUUAAUAUUUUAUUUAUACAUUAAUACCAAUAACAAUAUGUCAAUGCAAUUUUAACAUGAUGAAUAGUGUCCAACUUCAUCCUUUAGCUUCCUUUAGCUUAUUUUCCGAAUAUUUUAUUUAUAGAAUAUGCCGAUGCAAUUUUAACAUGAAUAGUGUCCAACUUCUUCCUUUGCAUACGCUUUAGCUUAUUUUCCUAACCUACGCCAAUUCUCGACACUAAUUUCACUAAAAUUACAUCGCUUACAAUCGAGCAAUGCUCAUACGUAAAACAUUCAACUGUAAUGCACUGUAUAGUCAUUUUCAUGCAUCUUGGUUUCACUAUAACAGGAUUGCCCUGAUAGAACAGAUCAAAGAAUAAAAUUGCACAUAGCCACUAUUUCGACAUGUGUUAUCUUCAGAUGUUCAGAUUACAUGGCACCUCAUGAAGUGUCCACCUUACAACAGGUUCCAUUGAUUUACGAUUUAUUUUAUAAUUGAUCACAUAGUUUAGACCACAAUGUGUUACGAUUUGCAUUUUGGUAUUCUAAAUUGAUUCUUAUUCGGAAUUCUUACAUUUGGAGUUGUGUAGUUCCAUUUCAUGUAAUGAAUUUAAAUCAACGAUCAGUUUUAAGAUUAAUUAUGGUUUCGAAAUAAUAUCAAUCUAAAAGGGACUCUGCACAAUUUAGUUGAUUAUUGGGUGAUGUAUUUUGACGAGUGAUUAAGCUGUCAAUAUGUAAUUAUAAAAUACCAUUUUAUAAAGAAGUAAAAUGAUGUUAGACAUCAUAAACUAACAAACAAUACGAGUAUACUUUAUUACAAAAAUAUCGGUGAACUAAUCUAAAAUCAUAACGGCAAUUAACUAACAAUACAAAUAUACUUUACUACAAAAACAUCGGUGAACUGACCUAAAAUCUAAAAUCAUAAUGCCAAUUAAUAAACAAUACGAAUAUACAGCGGUGAACUAAUCUCGGUCGUGAUCGGUAAUCAAUAAAAAUCGACGAGUAUAACUUAUUUAUUCCAUACAUUAUUGUGUUUAUUUAACAAUAAGUAAGUGUUUAACAGUUUAUUAAAUGAUAAGUACAACUCAGUUAAUUGAUUGCUAUUAUAAUAACAAGGGGGAUGAAACAGCCCUGGAUGAAACAGCCCGAUAAAAAAAUAGGUUGGGAUGAAACAGCCCGGGGUGAAACGGUUGUGGGAUGAACUGACCAGCACCAAUAGACCACAGCCUUUGUGAAUUUCCCUAUAGAAGGCUAUUGCAACUGAGCACCGCAUGCCGUCAUUUUGACUAACUGGAAGCAUAAACAUGGUCAAUUAUGUUGCACCAACAAUAAAUCAGAAAGCAUGUGUCAUUUUCUUUAAAUUCCAAGCAAGAUAACACGCUGAAAGGUCUGGACACAGCGAUGUCAACGAGGCGAUGUCAAAACGCACUCAUCUCUUUCUUGUGUUUGGAGAAUUCCGAGUUAUCUGCUUGCGCAUGCUCUCCACUCUCCAGAUAAGAAUAUGGUGUCACCAUUUGACAUGACUUGUGGAAUAUGUCUAGCCUCAUUCAUCGAGUCCCUUGUUACAAAUGGCGCUGAAACACAUUAUGGAAACCAGUUGAAUCUACUCACAGGAACAACAUACAGCUUUAUCAGACACGCUACCGCUACCAUAGCAACUUUGGUAAGAUACUGUCAGUCGGAGCAAACUGAAUCCAGAACCAGGAACAAUAUACAGCUGAAUCAGACAAGCUACCAAAUCAACUUUGGUAAUAACAUAAUGGAAACUAAUGAUGUUAUCACAUUCCAUCAGUGUGUUGUAUGUGAUGAGAUUUUUCAACAAAUUGAUGAUUUAGAACAACACAAUAAAAUACAUGUUAAAGAAGAGACAACUGAUGAUGUAGAUGAAUAUUGUCAUGUUCGUGUUAAAGAUGAGAAAAGUGAUGAUAUAGAUGAAUAUUGUCAUGUUAAAGAAGAGAAAACUGAAGAUAUUGAAACAGUUCAUCAGUGUAAUUUAUGUGAUGAAGAAUUUAAAUCGGAUACUGAUUUAGAGAAACAUUGUGAAAUACAUGUGGAAGAAGAGUUGAAAGCUGAUAAUGAUAGUGAUGUAGACCUACAAUCAGCUGACUGUCAGGGUAUUGAUGUAGGCCUACAAUCAGCUGACAGUCAUGGUAUUGAUGUAGGCCUACAAUCAGCUGACAGUCAUGGUAUUGAUGUAGGCCUACAAUCAGCUGACAGUCAUGGUAUUGAUGUAGGCCUACAAUCAGCUGACAAUCAUGCUGUCGGAAAACGUUAUAAAUGUGAUGUUUGUAGUCGUUCAUUCACCCAGAAUUGUAAUCUACGGACACACAUGAAAAUACAUACUGGCGAAAAGCCUUAUAUAUGUGAUGUUUGUAGUAAAUCAUUUACACAGAAUGUUGAUCUACAAAGACAUAGGAGAAUUCAUACUGGUGAGAAACCAUAUAUAUGUGAUGUUUGUGGUAAAUCAUUUUCUAGAAGUCACUAUCUAAAGCAACAUAUGAUCAUUCAUAAUGCAGUAAAACCUUAUAAAUGUUAUGUUUGUAGUAAAUCAUUUUUAAGAAGUUGCAAUUUAAAGGAACACAUGAUAAUUCAUGCUGUAGAGAAACCUUAUAAAUGUGAUGUUUGUAGUAAAUCAUUUACUAGAACUGGUCUUCACGAACACAAGAGAAUUCAUAAAUGUGAGAAACCAUAUAUAUGUGAUGUUUGUGGUAAAUCAUUUUCAAGAAGUAACUAUCUAAAGCAACAUACGAUAAUUCAUACUGCAGAAAAGCCUUAUAUAUGUGAUGUUUGUGGUAAAUCAUUUUCAAGAAGUUGCAAUCUAAAGGAACACAUGAUAAUUCAUGCUGUAGAGAAACCUUUUAAAUGUGAUGUUUGUAGUAAAUCAUUUACUAGAACUGGUCUUCAUGCACACAAAAAGAGAAUUCAUACAAGUAAGAAACCUUAUAAAUGUGAUGUUUGUGGUAAAUCGUUUGCUGAACGUGGUUUUCUACAGAGCCAUGUUAGAAUUCACACUGAAGACAGAACAUAUAAAUGUGAUGUUUGUAGUAAAUCAUUUAUUACAAAACAUCAUCUGCAAAGCCACAUGACAAUUCAUACAGGAGUCAAACGUUAUAAAUGUGAUGUUUGUAGUAAAUCAUUUACUCACAGCAAUGCUGUAAAGCUUCACCUGAGAACACAUUCUGGGAAAAAAUCUUAUAAAUGUGAUGUUUGUAGUAAAUCAUUCACACAGUUUGGAAACUUACAAACACAUAAAAUGAGACAUCAUAAUGGUGAAAAACCUUUUAAGUGUGAUGUUUGUGAUAAAUCUUUUACUUCCUCAUCUGAACUUGUAAAACACAGAAGAAAACACACAGGAGAGAGGCCAUUUAAAUGUCAUAUUUGUAGUAAAUCAUUUUCCAUGAGUUAUAAUCAACAGCGCCACAUGAGAACACAUAAUCGACCUUUAUAAAUGUAACAUAUUAUGUAACAUAAAUAAACAUAAUGUAUACUA